UGCAAAUGAGUGUGAAGAAAAAGUAAGAGAAGUCAAAGGCUUAAUCCAGGAGACCCUGUGGAGAACCUUUGGAAAGACUGAACUGUUAGUUGCACUUCAAGUAGCGGAAUUAGAAUGUGAACAUGCUGCCACUAUCAAACCAGGAGUGGAGAAGGAAGCAUAUGACUUCACCCUUAACCACCUGAGGGAACUCUUAAAGGCUGCAAAAGAAGCUCAUUGUCACUGGAAAAGAUGGAUCCCUCAUGGAGCACGAGAUGAAAUCCAAGAUCGUCUGAGAGAAUUGGAACUUAGUGUCCCCAAGCUGGUUUCCAGGACAGCAGAGUUCAUUCAUGCAAAGCUAAAAGAUGAAGAAAAGAAAGAUCAAAUUGUAACUUCCCAAAAUUAUUCUUUACCAACCAUCAAGCUGAAACCAACUUCUCUCCCAAAGUUUUUUGGAAACAAACGUGACUUUUAUAGAUGGAGAAAAGACUGGGAAGCACUUCAAAAACAAGGAGAACCAACUGGUUCAAAAGAAGUGAAGAAAGUGCAGCUGCUGGACAGUCUGGAUGAGAAAAUCACGAGAGACCUUCGCUUAACCUCCUAUAGCACUCCAGAAGACAUUUUUCAAGUCCUUGAAAACCGCUAUGGAAAUCAGACCUCUAUUGCAAUUGAAAUUGUGGAAGAGCUACAGAGAAUUCCUGCAGUUAGAGGUCACCAGCCAAGAAGAAUCGUGGAGUUGAUCCAAGCUGUUGAAAAAGCUCUUAAGGAUUUAAGUGAUCUUGGAAAUACUGGAGCUAUUAAGAACCCUCUGGUUACAAAGUCAAUUGAAACUAAGCUCCCUGAAGUUUUGAAGAAGGAAUGGCUCGUUUAUGCAGCUGAUAAAAGGAAUGCUGUGACACCAGAGAAUCGAUUUGAUCACCUGCUUGCAUUUCUGAAAGAUCAAGAAAAUAUUUAUGAGCAACUAGAGCAACUGAGAGAGGAAGAGUCAAGUAGACGAGAGACCCGAAUGGAGCAAAGACAUGCUAGAACCAAGUCAGUCAAAGCAGUUGAUGACUUUGCAAACUGUGUUGUCUGUGGUGACGGAAAACACAGGAAAAGACUUUACUUUUGUAAACAGUUCAGAGCAUUAACAUUAACUGAGAAAAAAGCUGCUGUUAAUAAAAUUGGUGCAUGUAGAAAGUGUUUGGAAAUACAUGAUGACAAAUCAUACUGCAAACCUGGAUUCUUGUGCAAGAAUCAAAGCUGCAGGAAUGGAGAUGAUCCACAUCACUAUUAUCUAUGCCCAAGUUUUGAAGCUAAGAAAAGCAACACAGCCCAGAGGAGGAACCGAUUCGGCAGAGAAGAAGACAAAAGCAGCAGAAAGUAUACAGAGGAGCAAGAAGAAUUUCUUAAGAAAUUGUCACCUGAGUUGGCUAAAGACUGUAGAGAUGUAUUUUCAAACACUGCAUCUAGAACUUUCAAUACAACUCAAAAUCAGUUAAAUCUCCUGAUGGACAGUGGAGUGCAGGAACUGCCAGUGUUAAUGAUGCUCCUUGAAGUAACUGCAAAUGCUGGUCAAAAAAUUGGCACAUUAAUUGAUCUUGCAUCAGAUACAAAUUACAUAACACACAAGGCUGCAAGCAGAUUAAAUCUUAAGAGUGAAGAGAUCACGCUCAUUGUCUAUGGAGUUGGGGGGAUGAAAGUUUGUGUGGAGACAAAACGUUAUCUUUUGAAGAUUCGUGUGAAGACCUCCAAAGGCACCCUUAAACCUUACCAGCUUGUUUGCUAUGGACUUGACAGUAUUGCAGACAUUCAUAAGCAUGUUAAAGCAAAGCAGCUGCAAAGAUUUUUUCCAGAUGUACCACUGGAUGAACUUGAAAGACCUAGAGAAAUAAGCUUACUUAUAAGCCAUAGGGAAGGUCAGUUAACACCACAAAGGAUUAGAGUUGUGGGGAACCUUGUACUGUGGGAUGGUCCCUUAGGAAAAGUGGUUGGAGGAACUCAUCCAGAAUUGUUUGAGGAACUUGCCAUGACUGCUUAUUCCACCAAAACCCACUUUGCAAGGUCAAUGAGGACAGCUGCUGCCAAAUAUGAAGAAUUAAUUAAUGAAAUCCCACAGAAUUCACCAUUAAAUCACCAGGUCUCUAACCAGCUAAAAGCAUCAAGCACUGCAACUUCAAGCCGAGAUUUCCUGGAGUGGUGGAGAUGGGACAGUAUUGGCGCAGCUUGUGAGCCUAAGUGUGGAGGUUGUCGGUGUGGAAACUGUCAGCCGGGAGGAAAGUCGAUGACGCUCGCUGAAGAAAGGGAGCUAGAGGUAGUGAAGGAAGGCCUCACCUACAAUGAAGGAGAUAGCCACACUAACGAACCUCACUGGCAUGCUAGGUACCCAUGGUUGGAGGAUCCAGCAUCCCUUCCAAACAACAGAAACGCAGUUGAAGCUACAUUUUUUAGAACAGAGAAGCAACUGGCUAAAGAACCUGACUGGAAAACUGCCUACACUGAACAAGUGCAUGACAUGCUUCAGCGUGAAGCUGCAAUUAAGUUGUCUGAGGAAGUAAUCAACAAAUGGAAUGGCCCAGUGUGGUAUGUAAGCCACUUAAUUGCUCCAAAUCCACACUCGGUGACAACUCCUGUAAGACUUGUGUGGAAUAGCAGUCAGAAAUUUAAAGGGAUAAGUAUGAAUGACCUGCUGAGAAAAGGCCCAGAUGUCCUGAACCAGAUCCGUGCUGUCCUAUUAAGGUUCCGAGAGGGAGCUUAUGCUGCAUUAGGAGAUAUAAAGAAAAUGUAUAAUUCUGUUUGGCUGGAAGAAAGAGAAGUUCACCUGCACAGGUUUAUUUGGCGUGACUCUGAGGAUGAAAAGGUUGGAGACUAUGCAAUUACAAGAGUGAACAUUGGAGAUAAACCUGCAGGAUGCAUUGCACAGUUGGCGAUGCGAGAAACUGCAAGUUUACCCUCAUUUAUUCACCUUGUAGAGGAGCGACAAGUCCUUCAAAAUAACAGCUAUGUUGACGACAUUCUAGUGUCCCACAAUGAUCCCGACAGACUAAAGCAAAUCACAGAAAAUGUGGAGCGCAUUCUCAAAGCUGGAGGUUUCAAACUAAAACCCUGGGUGUUUUCUGGGCAAAGUGGGAGGAAAAAUUGUAGCAACAAGCAGGAUGAGGAGAAAGUAAAGACCAUGAUUUUACCAAACCAAAUGCGGGAUGAGGACAAUAAAGCACUCGGUCUGGGGUACAUUGUCGAGGAGGACAAACUCCAUGUCAUGGUCAGCAUAAAUUUUUCAAAGAGGAAAAGAAAGAUGCGACUUGGACAAGACCUCCAGCAAGACCAAAUCAGAAGUCAAACUCCAAACCCUCUGACAAGGCGAGAGCUCCUCAGUCAGGUGUCUGGUCUGUAUGAUCCAAUUGGCCUGGUGACUCCUGCGAAACAAAAGGGAGCAAUCCUAGUACGGAAAGCUUUCCAAGAGGCAAAGAAUGUGAGUAAACAAGUAAAAGAUACCUGGGAUUUGGCACUCUCCAGUGAUCUUAGAGAAGAAGCUAUUAAGCUUUUUGAAGAGUACUCUCAGCUCAGUGAGAUCCAGUUUGUCAGAUCAUUAACUCCUUUUCAAAACUGUAAUAACUCUUUAGCUAUUACAUUUUCAGAUGGAAGCGAAUGUUCUUAUGGAGCAGUGUUGUACCUGAGGUGGGGAUCAACUCAAGACCCAAUCAUUAGGCUGGUGGAAUCCAAGGCUAAGCUGACUCCAUUGGAACAAAGAGGAUUGGAGAGAUCCAGAGCAACACAAGAAUCCAAGAUUGGUGGUGGAUUCCUGGGGAUCAAAAUAUUGCUGACAUCAUUACUCGAGGAGCCAGCCCUCAAGAUCUUGAUCUUAACUCUAAGUGGCAACAAGGCCCAGCAUUUUUAAAAUCUCCAGUUGAAAUUUGGCCUAUUAAAUCACCUAGGCAAAUUGCCAUCAAUGCAAAAGAAAGUAUCACAAAGCU
This is a messenger RNA of Poeciliopsis prolifica (blackstripe livebearer), 3932 nucleotides long. RefSeq lists its product as uncharacterized. The record is from RefSeq and is a predicted model, not a curated record. The coding region runs from base 986 to 3856 and encodes 956 amino acids. NCBI's taxonomy places the organism in Eukaryota, Metazoa, Chordata, Actinopteri, Cyprinodontiformes, Poeciliidae. The transcript is spliced from 2 exons.